AUGGACGCCAUCCGUCGCAUGCGUGGUCUGGUCGCUGGUGGCCCGCCGUACGCGGACGACAUACCUCGUCCGGUUCUGGAGUUCUUGACGGCCAUGGGUGGAGACGAUGAUUGUUCUGAUGAUUCUCCUGAGGAUUCGCGUCCCCGUCGUAGUGAUUAUAGUGCAAGGUACUUUCUGGAGGCCUUUGAAGCUUAUCGUUCAACUCCGCCACCCUCGGAUGCACCUGCAAGGAGGCACCUGUCGUACAGCCUCCUCCGCUUGGCCUUGUUCUCAGCGCGUGAGGCGUAUGUUCUUGACAGGCAGGACUGUCCCCACACCCAUGCUCUCGACGACGCUGCUGCCGGCCAAUUGUUCCUCGACCUGGAUGCCAAAUUUGGUGACGUGUUUGAACGUUUAUUGGAUGCAAGCAACUUGGGCGACAUUUUGGAGGAUAUCUGCCCAUCAUCCGACGACUCCCCUCCCUCUCCCGCGUGCGCGUCGCGCGAGGACCGCCCUCCCAUUCACUCUCCUGUUCGUAACAAUUCUGUCAAACCUCCUUCAUUCCACCUACCCCUUGUCCCCCCAAGACGCCCCUCGGGCCCUUUGCAGGCUUUCCGUUCCUCUGGGUGGGGUCAGAUCCCAUCCCAUUCAUCACCCCCAUCCACCCCGAGUACGCACCCCAAACUUCCUCCUGUCCAUAAAGCACAGUCUCUGUGGCACGACUAUAGCACUUCCUCUUCCGGCUUUUCCACAAAACGCGCCUAG
Dichomitus squalens LYAD-421 SS1 is the source of this 744-nucleotide messenger RNA. RefSeq lists its product as uncharacterized. The record is from RefSeq and is a predicted model, not a curated record. Bases 1 to 744 code for a protein of 247 amino acids. The transcript has 3 exons. NCBI's taxonomy places the organism in Eukaryota, Fungi, Basidiomycota, Agaricomycetes, Polyporales, Polyporaceae.